Oryza brachyantha (malo sina) is the source of this 426-nucleotide messenger RNA. RefSeq lists its product as uncharacterized. The record is from RefSeq and is a predicted model, not a curated record. NCBI's taxonomy places the organism in Eukaryota, Viridiplantae, Streptophyta, Magnoliopsida, Poales, Poaceae. The coding region runs from base 1 to 426 and encodes 141 amino acids. The transcript is spliced from 2 exons.
AUGCCUGGCCAAAGCUCUCCACAAACUCUCAAUGGGCAGCUAAAGCUUAACACCAUUACCGCCAUUCUACUGGUCAUCAUCUUCCUCUUGACUCUCUGCAACACAUCAUGUGAUGCUCGUCAUGAUCACCUCCGUGUCAGUGGCAAGUACGACUCAAGCAAAUCCCUGCCAUCCAAGGUCGGUUUGACAGAACAUGUUGGGAGCAAGCAGAUCGAUCAAUCAAUGGCCAAUGAGGUGACGCUGCUGAAUGUGAAGAUGGAAUUGGAGGCAUCAUCAUCGUCGUCGUCGUCGUCGUCAGGUGGAGUUCGAAAUACUGGACCUGCUGUUAGGGUUUCACAACAGCUGCGUCAUCGGAAGCACAAGGAUGAUCAGGGAAUUCACCUGGAUUAUGCUCAACCUAAAACCCGUACUCCGUGCCAUAACUGA